GCCCAGCGACCGGACCGAUGCUCCCGCUGGCGGCAUAGACUGGACGCAGCCCGAUCUGCCCUCCUCCCAUCUCGAUUUCUCCUGAAUGCGGCACAGCAUGGGCCUGGCCCGAUCUGGCAUCCUCCCAUCCCAUCUCGAUUUCUACUGAACCUGGCUAACCUCACCCAUCCAAACCAAACAAAAACCUGGCUAACCUCACCAUCAAACCAAACAAGAAAAAAGGCUAUCCUUGUCCAGCUGGAUGGGGAUACCCGUAACCACCCUAGUCUAUCCAUCAAACCAAACGCACCCUAAGCGGCCAUGCCUGGGCUUGGAGGCGCAGUACGUGGGCUCGCACGGCACGGCCCGCUUACUAAUCGUGCCCCCAUAGGCCGUGUCGUGCCUGGCCUGAUUAGCAUGGGCCGGGCCGGCCCCUUUGGCCAGCUCUGCUUGAAGAUGCCCCCCUUUGGAUGCUCCGCAGCCGAAUAGGCAAACGAGCGCUCUGUACCCUGCUCUCCUAGGUUUUAGUGGAUUUUCAUGGCGGCGGCGCUGCGGACGCCGGCGAUUCGCAGUCGCCCCCUCGCCGCCUACACAUUUCUCCGGACCCGCAGCGGUUUCUCCACUAACCCACCACCCCCGCACACACCCGCCACUCUCAGCGCCGAGCUCCUCCGCCUUCUCUCCGCCGCCCCCGCUUGGACACACGACCUGGCCCGAGCCGUCUCCUCCACCCUCUCCGCUGCCCCUCCCCCCUCCCCCGAUGUUGUCCUCUCCGUCCUCCGCUCCCUACAGAACACCUCUCUCGCCGGUCCCUUCUUCCUCCUCGCCUCCUCUCCCCACUCACUGCCCCCCGAAGCGUAUAACGCCGUCCUCCCAUUCCUCUCCCACGACCUAGCGGCUCUCGACAAGGUCCUGGAAGAGAUGUCCCUCCUUGGCUACGGCCUUCCCAACCCGGCCUGCGCCACCCUCGUCGCCACCCUCGUCCGCUCCCGCCGCCUCGACGACGCCUUCCAUGCCAUUGGCACCAUGCGGCGGCUCAAGUUCAGGCCGGCGUUCUCUGCGUACACCGUGCUGAUUGGCGCUCUGUCUGAGGCGCGGCAGCCCGAGCGUGCGCUGGAACUGCUGCGGCAGAUGCAAGAGGUUGGGUAUGAGGUGGGCGUGCCUCUUUUCACGACGUUGGUGCGGACCCUGGCCCGCGAGGGAAGAGUGGAGGGCGCGUUGGUGCUUGUGGAUGAGGUGAAGGGGAGAUGCCUUGAGCCAGAUAUUGUGUUGUACAAUGUGUGUAUUGAUUGUUUUGGAAAGGCUGGGAAUGUGGACAUGGCCUGGAAGUUCUUUCAUGAGCUGAGAGCCCAGGGUCUGCAGCCAGAUGAUGUAUCAUACACAAGCAUGAUCUGGGUGCUUUGCAAGGCAGGGAGACUAGGUGAGGCAGAGGAGUUAUUUGGGCAGAUGGAGGUGGAAAGGGCUGUGCCUUGUGCUUAUGCAUAUAAUACUAUGAUCAUGGGAUAUGGGUCAGCUGACCGGUUUGAUGAUGCUUACAAGCUGCUUGAGCGGUUGAGGGAGAGGGGCUGUAUUCCAUCUGUCAUUUCAUUUAAUUCAAUUAUCACGUGCCUCGGGAAGAAGAGGAGGGUUGAUGAGGCACUGAGAUUGCUUGAUGUCAUGAAGAAGGAUGCUAAGCCAAAUACCUCGACGUAUAACAUCAUUAUUGAUAUGUUGUGCAUGGCUGGGAGGGUUAAUGAAGCAUAUAAGAUACGUGAUGAAAUGGAACUUGAUGGUCUGUAUCCAAACUUAAUGACGGUUAACAUAAUGGUGGAUAGGCUGUGCAAGGCAAAGCUGCUCGAUGAGGCCCAUACAAUAUUUGAAAGCGCGAGUCAGAGAGGUUGCAAUCCUGAUUCUGUGACGUACUGUUCCCUUAUGGAUGGCCUUGGAAAGAAGGGAAAGAUUGAUGAGGCCUAUAGGCUAUUCGAGAAAAUGUUGGAUGCAGGCCACAAUGGUAAUCCUGUGUUAUAUACUUCCUUGAUCAGGAAUUGCUUUCUGCAUGGAAGGAAAGAAGAUGGGCACAAGAUCUUCAAAGAGAUGAUCCGUCGAGGAUGCAAGCCUGAUCUCAUCCUACUUAACACAUAUAUGGAUUGUGUUUUCAAAGCAGGUGAGAUUGAAAAGGGAAGAACAAUUUUUGAGGACAUCAAGAGUUAUGGGUUUCUUCCUGAUGUUCGAAGCUACUCCAUUUUGAUUCAUGGUCUCACAAAAGCUGGUCAGGCUAGAGAAACGUCCAAUAUUUUUCACGCAAUGAGUCAGCAAGGUUUUGCACUUGAUGCUCGGGCUUACAAUGCUGUUAUUGAUGGGUUAUGCAAAUCUGGAAAGGUAGACAGGGCCUAUGAAGUUCUCGAGGAGAUGAAGCUAAAACAUAUCUCUCCAACGGUUGCUACAUAUGGAUCCAUUAUUGAUGGUCUGGCCAAGAUUGAUAGGUUAGAUGAGGCUUACAUGCUUUCUGAAGAAGCAAAAUCGAAAGGAAUAGAAUUGAAUAUUAUUUUGUAUAGUUCUCUCAUAGAUGGCUUUGGGAAGGCUGGCAGGAUAGAUGAAGCUUAUUUAAUUUUAGAAGAGAUGCUGAAGAAGGGUCUGAUUCCAAAUGCUUAUACAUGGAAUAGUCUCAUGGAUGCUUUAGUGAAAGCUGAAGAAAUCAACGAGGCCCUUAUUUGUUUCCAGUCAAUGAAGGAAAUGAAAUGUCCACCAAAUACCUAUACAUACAGCAUUCUUAUAAAUGGCCUUUGCCGGGUACAGAAGUACAACAAGGCUUUUGUGUUCUGGCAAGAAAUGCAGAAACAAGGUUUGAUCCCAAACGUUGUCACUUACACAACCAUGAUCUCCGGGCUUGCAAAGGGAGGGAACAUAACAGAUGCUUACAACCUAUUUGUGGGGUUCAAAACCAAUGGUGGAGUGCCUGACUCUACAUGUUUCAAUGCUCUCAUAGAGGGUAUGAGCAAUGCAAACAGAGCAAUGGAGGCGUAUCACAUAUUUGAAGAAACUCGUCUAAGGGCAUGUAGAGUCAAUGUGACGACAUGCAUCAGUCUUUUAGACGCUUUGAACAAGUUUGAAUGUCUCGAGCAAGCUGCGGUCGUUGGUGCAGUUCUGAGUGAGAUUUCCAAAUCCCAGCAUGCUUCUAGAUCCUUGUAAUAUUCAGGAUCUUGUAUUGUGACACUUGUUGUUGCAGAAUUUGCAUCUCUGCUGUGACUGAAUUGAUCUGGCUGUACAGUUUGUGCUUCUUGGUCACUUGAUAUGGGAGUUUUUAUGUGGCUUAUAGUAUAUUUUUUUAAAUGGCUGAAAUUGAAUGCAUGCCUGCUGUGCUGCUGUUUGGAGAGAAGACAUUCUUCUGCAGUUCCCUUGAUUCUGGGUGACCUACUGACCUUUGCUGGGAUUUUCCUGUGUUUGUUUGGCGGAGCAGCUGAUUAAUAGCUAUUCAGAGGAAGUAAUCGAUAGGUAGAGGCGUUGUGGUUCCUGUUUCUUCAGGAUGUUUGUGUUCCACUCUUCAUAUGUCCACUCUUCAUAUGUCCACUCUUCAUACGUGAGGUAGCCGGCGAUGGUUCCAUACUCGAGGGGUGGAGAUUGAGGUUGCGGUUGUCCAGCAAGGAGCAAGCCUAAGAGGCUUUUCUUUUGGGUGUGCAUUUCGGCUGGCUCACGAUGCCCCUUCGAAGAGGUUGGUUGCUUUCUACUCCCUCUGUUCCGAAAUAGUUGUCGCUGGAGGUUUCUAGUUCAACUUUCGCGUAGUACAGAAAUAUCCCCACUUUCCAAUUUUGCCCUCUGCGUCGUUCGCACUCGCUCGCUCACUUGCCCAGCCGCACGCACUCGCUCGUGCUCUCCCAAGCGCCCUCUCCCACGCUUCUCGCCGCUCGCCGGCCUUCCCCUUCUCGCCUGCCUCCCCUCUCCCCUUUGCUCGCCGGCCUCACCCUCCCCUCUCCCUCUCCCUUUCCACCGCCCCCUUUAUCUCCACCACUCCGCCUCCACUCACACCCCGGAGGUAAAAAAAUCAAUCUUUUGAGCCGGCGACGAGCUUCUACUCUGGAAUAUGCAAUGGAGGCGUGGAUGUGGAGCACCAGCGCUGGAUCUGGGCGACGGAGGCAUGGAUGUGGAGCGGCACCAGAGCGGCGGAUCUGGAGCAGCUCCGGAGCAGUGGAGCGGCGGAUCUGGAGCAGCGUCUUCGUCCUCACGGUGCCCACGUCGUCGUCUUCGCCGGAGUAGCUGCUUCCUCCCCUACCCAACGCCUGUCACUGACGACAAGUGCAAGAAGAAGGCCCUGAGGAUUAUUCACAAAGCAGAGAGGGAGAAGCAUAAGCGCGACCUGCUCAAUGAUCUCUUCAGUGAACUUGACGAAAUGCUAGUGUGAAAGAAAGAGAACUCGAUCCAAGGUGAUGGUGAUGGAAAUGAAUGAAAGAAAGAGAAGCUGGUAAGGAGUGCCUACCACAAAGAUGAGCAGAAGCAGGGGAGUUCGCUGGGAUGGAGGCGCUGGUGGCCUGGCCGUGGCCGUGGAGGAGGUGGGGGCGGAGGAGGAGUUGAGCGCUGGCCAGGGUCAGGCGGGGCAGAAGGUGAGCGCUGGCCUGGAGGAUCCCGGCGGAGAAGCAGGGGCGACGAGGGGCCUGGCGGAGGGGCAAAGAGGAGCGCUGGCCUGGAGGAGCCCGACGGAGGGGCGCGGAGGAGCACUGCCUCGUGGAUGGAGGAGGAAGACGGUUUGUUUUCAAACUAGGGGUAUUUCUGUACUUCUGUACGUUUUCACCUGGUUGGGGAGAACUCCCAGCGACAACUAUUUCGGAACGGAGGGAGUAUUAGGAAUUAAUUAGCACAUGUCUAUUGUUAAUUAGCACAUGCUAAUUAACAAACAGUCAUUAGCAAAGGGUGUGUCAGUCCAACCCCAAAAAGUCAUGUCCCUUCCCUCUAAGUCUCUAAUGCCAACAGGCACCUGUUCCGGAGGGAUGCCUCCGAACAGGCACCUCUUCUUCCCACCUCUUCCAGAUGUAUUUAUACUUGAGAAUCAAUAUAAACCAGUACUAGUUGUCCAUUCACUUUCA
This is a messenger RNA of Aegilops tauschii subsp. strangulata, 5033 nucleotides long. The record is from RefSeq and is a predicted model, not a curated record. Lineage: Eukaryota; Viridiplantae; Streptophyta; Magnoliopsida; Poales; Poaceae.